AUGUUCUAUGGGACCCACUUCAUCAUGUCUCCGCCCGCCAAGAGCAAGCUGAAGCGGCAGGGCCAGCUGCUGUCGAGCGUGCUGUCCCGCACGCUGAGCUACAAGUACCGCGACCUGGACGCCACCUUCGCCGAGCUGGGCGCCAGCGACGACCCGGCGGAGCUCUCCACGCGGCUCUCGGCCCCCGGCGUGCUCAAGGUGUUCGGGGACAGCGUGUGCACGGGCGCCCACUACAAGAGCGUGCUGGCCACCGGCCGCUCCAGCGCCCGCGAGCUGGUGAGGGAGGCGCUGGAGCGCUACUCCCUGAGCCCCGACGGCGCCAGCCAGUACGUGCUGUGCGACGUGGUGGGCCAGGCCGGCGACUCGGAGCGGCCGUGGCAGGCGGAGUGCGUGCGGGUGUUCGGGGACAACGAGAAGCCGCUGCUGGUGCAGGAGCUGUGGAAGCCGCGCGAGGGCUUGUCCCGGCGGUUUGAGCUGAGGAGGAGGGCCGACGUGGAGGAGCUGGCGGCCCAGGACGUGGACACGGUGACGGCAGGGAUAAACGCCCAAGCCCGGAGGCUGCAGCGGAGUCGCGCCAAGGGCACCCCAACCUUGGCCUCGGGGGACGCCCGGAGCCCCCCUGCACCCCUGCUCCGCCGCUCGGCCAGUGAGACCAGCCUGGGCCCUGCCGCCCAGGAGCCCGGCCAGGACGCCAUGCGCUACUCCCUCUACGAGUCGCCCCACCUGCUGCUCCUGCAGGGCUACAGCCAGCAGCAUGACAGCCUGGUGUACGUGCUGAACCGGGAGCGGCACACUGUGGGCCAGAGGACGCCCUCCAGCAAGCCCAGCAUCAGCCUCUCGGCGCCCGACAUCCUGCCGCUGCACUGCACCCUCCGCCGGCGCCACGCCUCCGGCCGCGAGCCGCCGGGGGGCCUGCUGGUCCUGGAGCCGCUGCCCGGCGCGCCCGUGGCCGUCAACUUCGUGGCCGUGGGGGGCCGCACCGUGGUCCUGCGCCACGGGGACCUGCUGUCGCUGGGCCUCUACUACCUGCUGCUGUUCAAGGAGCCGGCGCAGGCCCAGCCGCUGCCCGCGCCCGCCCUGGCCCGCCUGCAGGCCCUGCCCCACAGCUGCCGCGUGUGCGGCGCCCAGCUCCGCACCCAGGACGCGCGGCCGCGGCAGCUGCGCCUGGAGUUCGAGCCCGACGUGGAGGACGCGCUGCUGCAGCGCAUCAUGACGCUGGUGGAGCCGGGCGGCGCCGACCACAAGCUGACGCCCGCCUUCCUGCUCUGCCUCUGCGUGCAGCACUCCGCCACCCGCCUCCCGCCCGGCUCCUUCGGCCAGCUUCUGCUCAAGAUCGCCAAGGCGAUCCGCGACACCGUCUGGGAGAAGACCAAGGAGCUGGCGGAGAAGCAGGCGCCCCUCCAGGAGCCCGUGACGGCGGCCGGCGGCUGCCUGGCCGGCCUGCUGCCCGAGCUGCGGCACGUGCUGCUGUGGAUGGCCAACGCCGUGGAGCUCCUGUACUUCGUGCAGCAGCAGGGCCCCGUGUACAUGCAGGGCCUGGAGCAGGGGCCCGGCGGCUCAGGCUCCAUGGAGUCUGUGUUCUCCUGCGCGCUCUCGGCCAGCGAGGAGGCCAUGGCGGAGCUGGAGGAGGUGAUCUUGUAUGCCUUCCAGCAGUGCGUGUACUACAUCUCCAAGUCCCUGUACGUCUGCCUCCCGGCCCUGCUGGAGUGCCCCCCUUUCCAGACGGAGCCGCGGGAGAGCUGGUGCCAGGCCCCCCAGCUGCCCGAGGAGCUGCGCCGCGUCGUGUCCAUCUACCAGGCGGCGCUGGACCUGCUGCGGCAGGCCCAGGUGCACCCCGAGAUCGUGGCCCAGGUGCUGGCCUACCUCUUCUUCUUCUCCAGCACGCUGCUCUUCAACCAGCUCCUGGACAAGGGCCCCUCUCUGAGCUGCUUCCAUUGGCCCCGAGGUGUGCAGGCCUGUGCCCGCCUGCAGCAGCUCCUGGACUGGACCCGGGCCGCGGGCUUCGGGGAAGCCGGGGAGCACUUCUUCCGGAAGCUCUCCUGCACCCUCAACCUGCUGGCCACACCCCGCGCCCAGCUCAUCCAGAUGAGCUGGGCAAGCCUGCAGGCCGCGUUCCCUGCCCUGAGCCCCGCGCAGCUGCACCGGCUCCUCACCCAGUACCAGCUGGCCUCGGCCACGGGCCCCAUGAGCGUCUGGGAGCCGGGCGCCCAGGACCGCCCCGAGGCCUUCAACGCAGAGGAUGUGCUGGAGUCCUAUGAGAACCCCCCGCCCAUCGUCCUGCCCAGCGAGGGCUUCUGGGUGGACCUGGAGGCGGACUGCCCGGACGACAGCAUCUACCAGCACCUUCUCCACGUGCGCCACUUCCUGUGGGGCCUGCGGAACAAGCCCCAGCCCCAGGGCCUCGAGGGCCAGCACCCCCCCACCCCUGAGGGGCACCCCGAGGGCCAGAGCUGCCCCGUGGCGGGCCCAGCACACCCUCCUCCCUCGGCCGGGACUCUGGGCACACCGGGUCCUCCAGGAAGGCCGCGGGGCCACAGGAACCACGGGGGCCCCCAGGCUGGGCCCCCGCACACAGACUCCUCCUGCCUGCUCACGCCGCCCGGCACCCCACUCGAGCCCCCUGGCCCUGAAUGGCACCACCCCGGCGGCCCCCGUGGGAAGGCGCACUCAGAAGAGAGGCCUGGACUGUGCGGCCCCCAGGGGGCGACGCCGGAAGGAGACGGUGUGGCCCCGGAGGAUGAGCCCCCGCCGGCCCCCUCCAGCCGCAGCUCCAGCGCCGAGGACUUCUGCUCCGUCUUCCAGGUGGAGCUGGAGCGAGGCCCCUCGGGGCUGGGGAUGGGCCUGAUCGACGGGAUGCACACGCCCCUGGGCGCGCCCGGCCUCUACAUCCAGACGCUGCUCCCGGGCAGCCCCGCGGCCGCGGACGGCCGGCUGUCGCUGGGGGACCGCAUCCUGGAGGUGAACGGCAGCAGCUUGGCGGGCGUCGGCUACCUGAGGGCCGUGGACCUGAUCCGCCACGGCGGGCGGAAGAUGCGGUUCCUGGUGGCCAAGUGCGACGCGGACACGGCCCAGAAGAUCCGCUUCCGCUCGCCCCCUCCCUAG
Molecule: messenger RNA, 3102 nt
Organism: Pipistrellus nathusii (Nathusius's pipistrelle)
Lineage: Eukaryota; Metazoa; Chordata; Mammalia; Chiroptera; Vespertilionidae
Source: the annotation of a GenBank genome assembly